Molecule: messenger RNA, 899 nt
Organism: Drosophila guanche
Lineage: Eukaryota; Metazoa; Arthropoda; Insecta; Diptera; Drosophilidae
Gene: Spc25
Product: kinetochore protein Spc25
Exons: 3
Coding region: 89-790 (233 amino acids)
Source: RefSeq, a predicted model, not a curated record
UAUCGAAGCGUCCCAAGCAAAACAAACGCCUGGAAAAUACAAAUAAACGGCGCCGCUCCAUUUUAAAAGAAUAAACAAUAAGCCAGCCAUGACCGACAUGAGCGAUGUGGACCCAUCCGACUAUCACAGGCGGCUCAAGCAAAUCUUCAACAACGAAAUUCGACUGCAAAACCGAGAGGCGAACAUCAGCAAGCGAAGCUCCAGAUUCCACAGCAAUCUCCUCGGCGCCAAGGAGGCCAUCGAACGGCAGCAUCGGGACUUUGGCAAGCUGCGAAAAACGUUGAUGGAGCGCGGCCAGGAACUGGACCGGCGCUACGCCUUGGGCGAGUCAUUGAGUCGGCAGCUGGAGGCGACGCGGCAGCACAAUGCGGACAUGCAGGCGCAGCUCUUGCGACACAAGACAGAGGCCAAGCAGCGCAGCAACGAGCUAAUGGAAUGCACGCACACGCUCAAGCAGGCAACGGGCACGUACAUCAACCACAAGGAACUGCCUGCGCGUCUUAAAGGGAUUACAGUGAUGCGGUCCGCAGAUGGCGACGCCAAGUGGAUACCCUUUGACCUGGAUGGCAACGACACCAACGGCCUGCACACGCUGUGGCGGUGUCUGCACACGCGCAGUGACAAUGCCAGCAAGUGGCGGCAGCUCCUAUCGGAUCAGGAAGUGCCCGCUCCAGUUACCCCAUGCGCUAAUGACAGAACGAUAGCAAAGGCGACGUCGAGGUGCAAUAAUGUUGUGCCGACAUCUAUAAUUGAGAUUGAUCUCACCUCGCCGACGAAUGGCGACUCAUGAUAUGCCGCUGCUGCUGCUGCUGAUACUCCACAGUGACAGUAUGCCUCCCCGCUGCUGCUCCACAGUGACAGUGUUCCCCCGCUUAUCAUUAAAUUUUAAUUAAUAAUAA